Molecule: messenger RNA, 2754 nt
Organism: Aplysia californica (California sea hare)
Lineage: Eukaryota; Metazoa; Mollusca; Gastropoda; Aplysiida; Aplysiidae
Product: vascular endothelial growth factor receptor 2
Exons: 9
Coding region: 1-1593 (530 amino acids)
Biological process (GO): positive regulation of kinase activity; protein phosphorylation; multicellular organism development
Cellular component (GO): signaling receptor complex
Molecular function (GO): transmembrane receptor protein tyrosine kinase activity; ATP binding
Source: RefSeq, a predicted model, not a curated record
AUGAUAUAUUACAUCCACCGCGACCUGGCAGCGAGAAACGUGUUGUUGGCCGAGGAUAACGUUGUGAAGAUCUGUGACUUCGGCCUGGCCAAAGACCUGUACAAAGAUCCUGAGUACCACAAGAAGGGAGAUGGUCCAGUGCCUGUCAAGUGGAUGGCCCUGGAGUCUUUCACCCAUCGUAUCUACACCACCAAGAGUGAUGUAUGGUCGUAUGGUAUCAUGCUAUGGGAGCUGUUCUCACUAGGCGGCAAUCCUUACCCUGGUGUGGAGAUAAACGAGAAGUUCAUUGGUCUCCUCAAGUCCGGCUAUCGCAUGGAGAAACCUCAGUAUGCCAGUCCUGAGCUCUACAAGGUGAUGCUGAAGACGUGGAAAGUCGACCCCGACGAGCGACCUUCCUUUUCUGAACUGGUGUCUACCAUGGGAGAUUUCCUGGAAGCCAAUGUUAAACAGUACUACCUUGACCUCUCCUCACACUACGUGAAGAUGCUGGCCGACGGCGAGGGCUACGGUGACGAGCCCAACAUCGCCACAGACAGCGACGGCUACCUAAAGAUGUCGCAAGGCCUUGACCCCGACUACCUGCCCAUGAGCGCCACGCCGCCGGACGAGAAGACUCCGCUCAAGGCCGAUGCUCCCCGCUACGCCAACGAGCGUCUGUGGCGGCCCGAUGAAGGAACUGACAUCGAGAUGGAGCCGCUGACCAGGAACGACAGCAAAGUGUCCGUCCCCGAGAUGAUCGCGCCGGGCUUUACCCCAGGCUCUGAGACCAACAGUCAGGUACAGACAGUGGCUGAGGUUCACCAGCAUGAGGACAACGACAGCGGACACAGCAGUAGCUACGAGGGAGCGGGCGCGGCUGCCAACGACGACUACCUGGUCCCUAUCUCUGUGGAGAUGCCCGAGGAACAAGCGCCGCCGGUCCCCAGCGGGGCUCAGCCACACAGCCAACGAGAGCGUGGGGACCGGACCACCGCGCAGCCAGCCUCCGGAGGUGAAGGUCGCACCCGAGCUUUGCCGUCAAACCGGAGCAGAGGAAGUCAGGGUUCGUCGUCCAGUCAGGGAGGUCCGGUUCCCUCCCCCGUUGGAGCAGUCAGUAACUCGGCCUACGCCCCGAACCCGAUCCCGGGCUCACAACUCUCUCACGACCUCAACUCGAAAGCGGCGGCGGCUGCUAAACCCCGCCCCCAACAGCUGCAGAGACCGGCCCUGGGUUCCCGCGUGUACAACGCCGGUCCUAACGGCUCUGGUGGUAGCAGCACUGGCAAAACCGCCGGGGGUCGCUCGCCGGCCUCCUCACUACCCAUGAAUCCCUUCGCUCGCUACCACCGACCCACAUCAGCUACGUCACCAGAACCCACCUCCCCACAGACUCCGCCCCUCUCGGACAUCGGGAACAGCGAGGCGGCUGGGGCUAGUCAACCCCUGCUGGAAGGAUUCAAGUCGCGUGUGGCCAAAAAACGGGCGGACCUGCCUCUACUCUUGUCCAACACAUCCAGCGGCUACAACUCUGAUAUGAGUCCCUCUGAGCCCACGCCCCCUCCCGACUACAGAGCUGUGCUAGAGGAUGUGACUGAGACGGAUAUCUUGGUGUAGUGGCUCCGUUUGUGUCUGUGAGGGGAAAGUCUUUGAGGGGAAAGUCUUUGAGGGAAAAUGUUUGAGGGAAACAGUAUUUGAUAUUGCUCACCAACUUUUACUGGACAGUUUAUUUGGUGGGGAAAGCUUCAACACUUUCACUACACAAAGGCAAAGGACCUGCUAGGGAUUGAUUUGCAAACAUUCUGGUUUUGAGUUUCAUUCAUGAGAACGCUGACAGAACAGUGAAGUCAAUUUGUGUAUCCCCAUUAAGGGCGUACUAUUUUACUCUAGGACUACCGUGCUUUUCCCUGUUUUUGUGAGAUGGAAUCUAUAAAUAGACUUGUUGGAUCAUGAUGCUGAUUCAGCCUGUGGCUUUUCAUCUUUGAGAUAAUGUUACACAUUCAUUCGUACAAAGUUUGCUUGAUUUUAAAGUCGGUGUUGAAGUGUAUGUCUUAUCGCUGAAUGUUUAUAUAAAGCUUUUAACUGUUUUACUUGUGUGUGUGUGUGUGUGUGAGUCCAUGAGGAAUCCUGUGAAGUGUGUGUGUGCGGGUGUGGCGUGCGUGCGUGUCCAAACUUCUGUUGGUGUGUUCGGUCAUGCACGGGUAUACAACAUAGAUAUUACAAGAUAUAUACCACUGUUGUGUUGACACAUUCAACACACUGGGAACCAAGGUCCAAGGUUACAAGAGAGAAGGGAACGUGUUGUAGCAUGUGCUGAUGUGUGAGUGAGUGGGAGAGAAAUGUGUGAGGCGUGCUGACAAAAUGAGUUACUUCUCGCAAUCUGAAAAUGGAGAUAUCUGCCGAAAAUCAACAGUAGAGUCAGAUUGAUGGAUUUUUCUAUAGAUACCUGUUUCUUCAAGUCUACCUAAUCUUUUAUUUUUCCAUACUUUCAAAUUGUACAAACUCCACCAAUGAAGUUGAUGUAUCAAUUUCUGUAUGGCUAAAAUCCGAAAAGUAACUCAUUUUGUCGGCACACCUCACAUGUGGAUGUUUGGGGGACACCAUUGACAUAAUAUUACUCCCACAGAUCAGAAGCUGGUAAGAAAUACUCAACACUCUGGUGUGCUUUGGCUGGAUUGUGAGACGCUGUUGUAAGUCGAGAGAGGAACAAAAUGUGAGGCAGCGUGGUGAAAUCAGAUGCUCGACAAAAUAACGAAAUCGGAGAAAUAAGCAUUUUCC